This is a messenger RNA of Microsporum canis CBS 113480, 6678 nucleotides long. Its product is annotated as polyketide synthase. Gene Ontology annotation, biological process: secondary metabolite biosynthetic process; proteolysis; fatty acid biosynthetic process. Bases 1 to 6678 code for a protein of 2225 amino acids. The record is from RefSeq and is a predicted model, not a curated record. The transcript has 5 exons. Gene Ontology annotation, molecular function: phosphopantetheine binding; 3-oxoacyl-[acyl-carrier-protein] synthase activity; fatty acid synthase activity. Lineage: Eukaryota; Fungi; Ascomycota; Eurotiomycetes; Onygenales; Arthrodermataceae.
AUGCAGAAUACGGAAGAUGGCAGUGACGGCAACCGGCGGGUUUGCUCAGCUUGGUUUAGACCUCAGGGAAUGAUAACCUCUAAGAUGAUGAUGGAAAGUCGCACCUUGUUAAGAGAGACGCCUGGGCUAGUCUUCCUCUUAAAUGCAAUAUUCGAGCUCCCGGAACUAUGGCCUGUCAUUGUCGAAGCUAUGCCACAAUUAUGCAAACUUCCUGCCCAGGAGAAAUUGACAGAGCUCUGCCGGUUCUUCAAGGGAGGCCAGCUCACCGUUUUAACAGAGCCCAUCAGCAACCUCCUCCAAAGCCCAUUAAGCGUUAUUAUUCAGAUUGUUGGUUAUCUCAGGAAGUUCAAUCACGGGUUCGGCAAUACAUCUCAUUUAGUGGAUGUUCAAGGUUUCGGUCUUGGUUUCUUGACAGCCAUUGUGAUUUCCUGCUCAAAGAGUGAGGCAGACUUUCGAGAGCUCGCUCCCAAAGCUGUGAGACUCGCCUUGUGCAUGGGAGCAAUAGUUGAUGCGGAUGCCCUCGAAAACGGUCAUGGCCCCGUAUCCGCCAUUCCAUUUAGACAGGGUUCUGCAACACAGCCUCAGGAUCUAAAGGAUAUACUAGAUAUAUACCCCAAGGCGUACAUCUCUUGCAUCAGUUAUGCAGGAGGAGUGACCAUCACCGCGCCAGAAACCGAUCUAGCGUCGCUUAUAGUAGAUCUGGCGAAACAUGAUAUCAAAGCAGAUGACUCGUCUGACUUCAUGGCACGAGUUUGCCAUUUUGGCCCCAGGGUACAACGUUUGACACAAAAUGCGUCAUCCAUCUCGCUUCCACUACGGGGAAGAUGGCAUCACCGAGAUAAUCUUAAUGGAGCCCAAGCCAUCUCGGCUCUCUGUGAGCGGGAUAACCGUUUUCGACUCCCAAGCGCCGAUGCCGUGAAGGCCUUCCUCUUAUCCAACAUCUCAGGGACAACCAUAACGGAGGGCGCGCUACAUAACAUUGCAUUACGCUCGAUCCUGACUGAUCCAUCAAGAUGGGAUCUGAUGGUAAAACCUUUACUAAAUUUGGCGACAAUGCUGAACAUCAAGCUUGUAGCCAUCAUCGUUGGAGAAACGGCUGAUACCAAUGAACCUGUGAGCUUUGGAGUACAAGGAGCAACAGUGAAUCCCAAAGAAGAAGAUUAUGAAACAUUUGAUGGAGAUUUUCAGGUUUCUUCAUUCACCGAGCCGGUCCCGAAGGGUUUGGAUUUCAAAGAUGCGGACGUUAUACCUGAAUCUGCAAUUGCAGUGAUUGGCAUGGCCUGCAGAUAUCCCGACGCCGAUUCUAUUGAUGAAUUCUGGGAUCUGAUUAGGGAUGGAAAAUGUGCUGUCAGACAAAUGCCUAAAAACAGAUUCGAUCCAUCUGAACUCGUUCGUGAACCAAAAGGCCCGUUCUGGGGAGGUUACAUCCGCCAGUUAGAUUUAUUUGAUCACCGUUUCUUUGGUAUUUCUGGACGAGAAGCAAAGUCCAUGGACCCUCAGCAAAGACUGUGCCUUGAGGUCGCCUAUGAAGCUAUGGAGUCUGCUGGGUAUUACGGCCUUCAUGCCGAUGGCUUCGACACAGAAAUUGGAUGUUAUAUUGGUUCAGCUAACGAUGAUUACUUGGAUAACGUGUGCUCACAUCCUGUGAACGCCUUCUCCCUCACUGGAACCUUGAGAUCGUUCAUUAGCGGUCGUGUCAGCCAUUGCCUUGGUUUGACAGGGCCAUCAAUGGUAAUAGACACAGCAUGCUCUGCUUCCAUGGUCGCAAUACAUGCCGCAUGCCAGGCCCUUCAAACGAAGGAUUGCUCUGUUGCCGUGGCGGGAGGGGCUAAUUCCAUGACCAGUUCCAGAAUGACACAAAAUCUGAUUGGUGCCGGUUUCCUCAGCCCUACGGGAGCAUCUAAAGCGUUUGACGAAGAUGCUAAUGGAUAUUGCCGUGCUGAGGGAAUAGGCAUUGUUGUGUUGAAAUCGCUCAGGGAUGCAGUGCGGAACGGCGACUUUGUGCUUGGUGUUAUCACUGGGUCUGCCGUGAACCAGGGAAGAAAUGACUCCGCUAUAAUUGUUCCCGAUGGGCCAUCUCAAUGCUCUCUUUAUCAGAGGGCCUUGGCCAGAUCCGGAGUAGCUGCCAAAGAUGUGACUUAUGUGGAAGCACAUGGCACUGGCACGCAAGUCGGUGACCCAAUUGAAUUCAAGAGCAUCCGAAAGACCUUUGGAGGACUUAACCGAAAUGAUAAUGUCUAUGUUGGCUCUGUCAAGGAUAAUAUUGGUCAUACUGAGGCAUCCUCCGGGGUAGCCUCACUGAUAAAAACAGUUCUAAUGUUUCAACACCAGAUGAUACCUAAGUUGGCCAAUUUUAAGAGUCUUAAUCCAAAGAUUGAACCUCUGGGUAAAGACCAUGUUCUGAUACCAACGGAAUCUCUAGAGUGGAAGAUCGCUAAACGCAUAGCUCUAGUUAAUAACUAUGGCGCUGGAGGGAAUAAUGCUGCUUUGGUUGUUGAGGAGCGAGCAAUCACUCCCAAAAUGUAUACUCAGAUAACCAAUUUCCCUAUAUUUAUCUCUGGGAAGACGGCAGAAGCAGUGCGCUGCUACUGUGACAUUCUCAAAGCAUCUCUCGGUGGGAAACGCCUAGCCGAUGUCGCAUAUAACCUAGCGAUAAAGCAAAAUAGGGACUUUGAGAAUAUGCUGAUCUUUGGUAGUGCCAACAUUGAGGAUCUUUCCCAGCAGCUUGAAAACGCUGCAUCUGGCGCUAUUGAACUACAAAAACUCCCACGUCGAAAAUCAUCUGUCGUUGUCUGCUUUGGUGGACAGAAUGGCAGAAGAGCACAUAUUUCAAAAGAGCUGUAUGAUAAUAGCGCUCUUCUACAGUGCCAUUUGGAUGAGUGCGAGUCAGUUCUAGUGGAACAACUGUCUCUCCCUAGCCUAUUCCCAGAAAUAUUUGAUGCCACCCCCAUCGAUGAUAUUAUCAAGCUCCAUUGCACCCUCUUCGCAGUUCAAUAUGCAUGUGCCAUGUCAUGGCUAAGUUCAGGCUUAAAAGUUGAUAAACUCAUUGGUCAUAGCUUUGGCCAACUAACUGCUCUCUGUGUGGCUGGUUCGCUCUCUCUAGUUGAUGCAUUCAGGCUCGUGUCCACCCGUGCUAGGCUUGUUGAGGAACGCUGCGGUCCUGAAAACGGAAUUAUGCUAGCAGUUAAGGGCGAUGAACUAGAUGUAGAUCAACUUCUUCUCCUCGCUCGGCAGCAAACUAAGGACCUUGUAGCAGAUAUUGCAUGCUAUAAUGGGCCUCGCAGCUUUGUUAUUGCUGGUGACGAAGCAUCCAUCGAGGCUAUUGAAAGUACCGCUGCAAGCCUUUCAGCCGGUUUCCAAUUUAAACGUUUGGAAAAUAGCCAUGCAUUUCAUUCCCAGCUACUUGAUGCGAUCAUCCCUAUCUUUCUUCAAGAUAUGGGCAACCUUCAUUUUGAAGCGCCCAAAAUUCCUAUUGAGGCAUGCUCUAAUGAAGAUGACUGGUCUAGUAUAACUGCGGAGAAGGUUACCCGGCACACUCGCAUGCCUGUUUAUUUUAUGAACGCCGUCAGGAGAGUCGAAACGCAGUUUGAUGGUCCCAUAAUAUGGCUAGAAGCAGGGUCAGGGUCACCAAUUAUACCCAUGGUUAAAAAGUGUGUUAAUUCAAUGCAUCAACAUACAUAUAUCCCUACAGCUCUCCAAAGUUUAGAUGCCUUUGCCAACCUCACAAAAGCCAUCUGUCAGCUAUGGUCUAACGACAUGAGAGUACAAUUCUGGCCAUUCCACCGUUCCCAGCACACUUCAUUCAACUGGAUAAACCUCCCUCCUUAUCAGUUUGCAAAGACAAGCCACUGGGUGGACUAUAAACCUAGAGCGUCGCUUGUCGAAAUUUCUACUACAACCUCUACACCUAUGGCUUCAAACCCAGACUUGGUUACGCUGCUCUCACAUAAUCCUAGUCAAGGUGAAGCUCUUUUCGAAAUCAAUCCCAGUCAUGACCUCUAUCAAAGCAAUACAAGGGGCCACAUAUUUGUCGACCAAACUCUUGUCCCGGCCUCAAUGUAUACUGAGUUCGUUCUCAUUGCAUCUCUCAUGAUAUCGAAUGCUGAAACUGGUUACAUGCCGCAAAUAUCAAAAUUGGCCAUGAUCUCGCCUCUGAUAGCCAAUCCGACCGGAAAAGUUCUUCUAAAACUCGUGAGGAGAGAAUUAAAAUUGGGGUCUUGGGACUUUGAUAUCUUUUCUAAGAUCGACGACUACAAUUCGCUUACCCAUAGUACGGGCUACGUUACAAUUUCCAACCCGGACAUCCCAGUGUCCAUUAAUCAUUUACAGGCUCUCCAAAGCCUCAUGCUUCGCCGAUGUGAAGAAAUUGAAAGCUCUCCUACAUCAAUUGGCUUUAAAGGCCCUACUGCCUAUCAAGCCAUGCGUCGGGUAGUGACUUACCUUGAUUACUAUCAUGGUAUCCAAAGCAUAUAUAGUCAAGGAAAUGAGGCAGCUGCCAGAGUAGCUCUACCCUUUACACGGCCAAGAGGAAUGGGAACUAGUUUCUGUGACCCAGUGCUGAUAGACAGCUUCUCUCAAGUCUCAGGCAUACUUGCAAAUUGCUUUUCUCUUCCCGACGAUGGUGAGAUGUGGGUGUGCAAUUAUAUUGAAGACAUGGUGUUCACUCAGAGAUUCAUUGCAAGUGCUAGAGAAGAGAAUAAAACUUGGAUUGCUUAUUCCAAAUUUAAUAUACCCUCCCCUAAAAGGUUGAAGUGCAACAUUUUUAUAAUUGAGCCAGAUACAGGGGAUCUUGUUCUCACUAUUAUGUCAAUUGAAUUUCAAAGGGUUUCAACCAAGUCUUUGAGAAAGGUUCUUGGAAAGUUGAACAAUCAACCGGCCUCCAUGCAGAAUGGAUCUAACCAGAAAGUCACCGUCAAAAAGGCUCCUAUUCAGCUUGAUUCUACAGAAUAUAGCUCCGACCAAGCAGACAAAAAGCAAAUCUCUACCCCUAUUCUUCCUACAGCUGUACCUUCGCCGGUUCCUCAACUUCUACAUGGGGCAUCUGAAAAGCCUCAACACUCUCUAGGACCCUUAUACGACGUUAAAGAUAUGCUGAAGGAUAUUCUAGAGAUUCCAGUUGAAGAGAUUAAAACCGAUUCAACUCUUGAAGAUCUUGGUGUGGAUUCGUUACUUGCUACAGAGCUGUUUUCAGAGAUCAACAAGCGUUUUGGAUUGUCAAUAUUGCAGUCAGAUUUCGCAACAGUUACCGAUGUCUGGGGGCUCUCCAAACUUCUUCCAGGAGAGAAUGAAUCGUUAGUCAAUAAUUCUACCUUGACUCCAGUUUCUACCCCGAGAUCCAACCCCUCACCUGACGGAACUCUGCACCAUCCAGUGAAAGCUACCCGAAAACACCAGCUUGUGGAUAAAAUAAAAGACAUGUUGGCUGACGUUCUAGAAAUCCCCAUUGAAGAAAUUGAGCCAGGUUCAAUACUUGAAGAUCUCGGGAUAGAUUCCCUUUUAGCCACCGAGCUUUUUUCAGAGAUGAACAAGAGAUUUGGAGUAUCCAUCUCCCAUGCGGAGUUCGCCGCCAUCGCCGACGUUCAAGGGCUUGCUCAACUCCUUACGGGCUCUAGAACGCCUCCUUCGUCUUCAAAAAUCAAUUGUUAUCCUACCCAAGUUGAUAUAGAAACAGUUGUAUUCGCUGAACGAGAUGGAAUUGCUCUGUCAGCGGAUAUCUACUAUCCGACGGACCCUAUCAAGAGUCAUAUGCCCCUGCCAAUCGCCCUUAUGAUACACGGCGGCGGACACGUCAUAUAUACUCGAAAAGAUAUUCGCGAUGAUCAGACUGAGAUCCUUCUAAAAGCCGGCUUUCUGCCCGUGAGCAUUGAUUAUAGGCUGUGCCCUGAAACUACGAUCCGUGAAGGAGCUAUGCAGGAUGUCCGUGAUGCACUCUACUGGUCACGAAAGACUCUGCCUUUUCUACCCCUCCGUCGAGGAGACAUCCGGCCAGAUGGAGAUAGGGUGGUGGCUAUCGGAUGGUCAUCUGGUGGGCAUCUUGCCAUGUCACUAGGAUGGACUUCACCUUCACUGGGGAUCAAGCCUCCAGAUGCAGUUCUAGCAUUCUAUAGCCCAACCGAUUAUGAAGAUCCUUUCUGGUCAUCUCCAAAUUUACCGUUUGGCCAAAAGUCUACUCCACCACCCGAAGAUGGCUACAGCUUUCUGUAUAAUGGGCUCCACGAUAGCCCUGUCGUUGGAUACACACCACGAGUUUCCAGGCGUGCCUUGGGUGGCUGGAUGUCACUCGAUGACCCUCGUUGUAGGAUCAUUCUCCAUAUGAACUGGGAGGGCAAAAGCCUACCCGUGCUCAUUAACGGGCUUAAACGCACUAGUAUAAAAUCCGUGACAAACCCUCCAUUCCCAUCUACAGAACAGAUUCAAGCAAUCAGCCCACUAGCACAGAUUCGGGCAGGCAACUAUAAAACACCUACCUUUUUUAUACACGGAACCCGUGAUGACUUAGUUCCAUGUAGGUCAUCUCAAAAAUGUUAUGAAGCUCUUCAAGAAGUGGGCGUGCCAGCUGGGCUGGUAGUUAUAGAGGAUGCCUUGCACUUAUUUGAUCUAUAUCCAUCAAGCAAGAAGGAUCCGGUUGCCAUGAAAGGGGUAAAGGAUGGUUACAGUUUUCUAAGCGAGUGCAUAUAG